AUGGAUAACAAUAAAAAACACAAACAGUUCAUCACCAGAUGUCUGCAGGAGGAGACGCGGGUCUUCUACCUGUCAGAGCCCAUCAGGAUAAGCACCUUCUACUGGGCUGUUGCUUCGCUCUUUCUUCUCAAAGAGCACAAGGCAGUUGGGCACCUCGCUGAAAAGAUGGAAAAGUACGUGCUAAGAUGCCAAAACUCAGACGGGGGCUUUGGAGCACGCCCUGGAUACGCGUCCAACCCCCUGUUCACUCUGUCCGCUCUCCAGCUCCUCUACAUUCUCAAGAAAAACAAAGAGAUCAUUGGAGAUGAUAGCUCCGAAGAAACCGAAAAACUUUCGAAAAAAGAAAUAAAAGAAAAGAGGCCAGGAGAGUUCACCGUGCAGGAAAGAAAAGAGGAGCUGUUCAUGGACUUAGACCGAUCAAGCAGCACAGACAGUAACAUAGCCGAUGGAGCUAUCGGUGAAGAUAGCUCUGCUAGAAUACCUAACUACGUUCUAUGCAAUGCAUAUUUAGAAAGUAUAGUUACGAAUGAAAAGUUGGUAGGAUAUGACUCAGUGCUCGAUCUGCGGUAUGUGUGCUGUUACAUUGCUUCCAAGAAUCUUCUUUCUCUCCUUUCCCUAGGCGGCCCUGAGAUGUUCUGCAUUGUUACGCCAAUGAAGAGGCUUCUGUGCAACUUCAUCUCGCAGUGCGCCAACUUAGAUGGAGGGCUGGGGGCUAUGCCUGGCUGUGAGUCGCACAGUGCCUACACUUUCUGCGGCGUAUCUUCACUUUUUCUGCUGGGUGAGCUGAGUGUACUAUCUAUUUACGACACAGCUCUGUCAAUUGGCUUAUUGCAGAAUAAAACAGGAGGACUCUCUGGAAGGGUGGAUAAAAUAGAAGAGCUGUGCAGUACGUACUGGAACUUCUCUUCAGCGUCUUUGCUGGGGAAAGAAGGGUACAUAGACAGCGAAAAAGUUAGAAAGUACGUUGAAAGAUGCGAAUGCAGCACAGGAGGAUAUUCAGAUAGGCCAGACGGCAUACCAGACCUCCUGCACACUUUCUACGCGCUCGGGUGCAACUCUAUCCUGGACAAGAACAGCAUCAUGGAGGUUCUUCCCACGCUAUCUCUCUGUUUGUUUGAAUAA
Nematocida minor is the source of this 1122-nucleotide messenger RNA. Its product is annotated as geranylgeranyl transferase type-2 subunit beta. Bases 1 to 1122 code for a protein of 373 amino acids. Gene Ontology annotation, molecular function: protein prenyltransferase activity. NCBI's taxonomy places the organism in Eukaryota, Fungi, Microsporidia. The record is from RefSeq and is a predicted model, not a curated record. The transcript has a single exon.